CUACCCAUGCUGUACGUCCUAUCCUAUCACUUGCUGGGUGGGGAGGCAAGAAGGACGACAAAACAACUGACGGCUCCCCUGUGUUUCGCCUUGCGUUGCCUCGCCUGAUGCCUCCUGCUCAAGUGCUUAUGGACGGACGGGAACCCGACCAGAGCCGCCGGCCGGCCGAGCCCGGCGUAUAAGGUUCUAGAGAGGCCGCGCGCACCACAAAUCCUCUAACGGACGCGCGCAUUUAUUCCGUGUAAGCUCCCCACCACCGUUCUCCUCGCUGUCCAGACAAAGGACUCGGAAAAGCACCGGCCGAUCGCCGCUGCCCCCAGCCACAGCGAGCCAUCGGAACCACCACCCCACGCCCUUCACACGGCCCGCAACGACGCGCGCGGUUCUGUCUCACCAGCCAUGAUGCACCGGCCGCGGCGCGACCAACCAUGCCGCGGCUCCCGCGCCGUCCUCGCCGCCGUCGUCGCGGGGCUGGUGUGCGCGGCGGGCGUCGCCGAGGCCGGCACCGGCACGUUCAUCUACGCCGGGUGCUCGCCGUCCAAGUACCACCCGGGCACCCCGUUCGAGGCCAGCCUGGAGUCGCUCCUCACCUCCUUCGCCAACGCGGCGCCCAACGCCGGGUACGGCACCUUCACCUCGGGCGCCAACGCCACGGGCGGCGCCGGCGCCGCGGUGUACGGGCUCUACCAGUGCCGCGGCGACCUGGACGGCGGCGACUGCGCGGCGUGCGUGCGGGACGCCGUCGGGCAGCUGGGCCAGGUCUGCCCCGCGGCGUACGCGGCGUCGCUGCAGCUGGAAGGGUGCUACGUGCGGUACGACGGCAGCAACUUCGUCGGCGCGCCCGACACCGCCAUGGUGUACCGCAAGUGCAGCACCAGCAGCAGCAGCGACGGCGGCUUCCUCGGGAGCCGGGACGCCGUGCUCGGGGACCUGCAGCAGGGCGCCGGCGGCGGCUACAAGGUGGCGAGCUCCGGCAGCGUGCGGGGCGUGGCGCAGUGCCUGGGCGACCUCGCGGCGGCCGACUGCACGGCGUGCCUGGCGCAGGCGGUCGGGCAGCUCAAGGGCACCUGCGGCACCGCGCUGGCCGCCGACGUGUACCUGGCGCAGUGCUACGUCAGGUACUGGGCCGACGGCUACUACUUCCACUCGGCACAAGAUUCACAGGACGAUGUUGGGAGGACGCUGGCCAUCGUCGUCGGCAUCUUGGCGGGGCUGGCACUCUUCGUGGUCUUCGUCUCUUUCCUUAGGAAAACAUGUAACUAAGCAUCUUCGGUAAUCUCGUGGUCAGCCUAGCUGGGUCAGGGGAACGAGCUUCCGUUCCCAGGGUCUGAUGGCGUUGGCAUGGAGAACCAAGGAAUCUGGAAAGGGAUGAAUCCACCAGCAUAGCCUGCAAAAAGCUUCAGAAAGCGCAUGUAAUCUCUUUUUGUUAGCAAUAGAUGUGGACUAUUGGAGGAGCACUAUAUUGAUUUGGGUCAUCAUUUUUGGUC
Messenger RNA from Panicum virgatum (switchgrass), 1487 nucleotides. Its product is annotated as plasmodesmata-located protein 8-like. Gene Ontology annotation, cellular component: plasmodesma. The transcript has 2 exons. The record is from RefSeq and is a predicted model, not a curated record. NCBI's taxonomy places the organism in Eukaryota, Viridiplantae, Streptophyta, Magnoliopsida, Poales, Poaceae. Bases 400 to 1263 code for a protein of 287 amino acids.